AUGCAAGGAACUAUAUUUUGGAUGGCACCAGAAGUAGUUCAUAACGUUGUUCACAAUGCUAGACAAGGUUAUAGUGCCAAAGUAGAUGUGUGGUCUCUGGGCUGCGUCCUAUUAGAGAUGUUUGCUGGACGAAGACCAUGGUCUACAGAUGAAGCCAUCGGAGCAAUGUACAAAUUGGGAACAUCACGACAAGCACCACCCAUUCCAGAGGAUACAAAACCGUUUGUAAGUGCUUUGGGUAAAGACUUCCUCGACCAGUGUUUCACCAUUGACGCCGAAAAGAGACCAACUGCACAACGACUAUUGCACCAUGUUUUCUGUAUGGUAGACCCCGAUUUCUCAUUCCAAGAGACCAAACUUGGAGAGAUGAUCAAAUUUAAUAGUAAAAAACGAGAUAGAAUUAAGCAUUAG
Molecule: messenger RNA, 411 nt
Organism: Sugiyamaella lignohabitans
Lineage: Eukaryota; Fungi; Ascomycota; Dipodascomycetes; Dipodascales; Trichomonascaceae
Gene: BCK1
Product: mitogen-activated protein kinase kinase kinase BCK1
Exons: 1
Coding region: 1-411 (136 amino acids)
Biological process (GO): protein phosphorylation
Molecular function (GO): protein kinase activity; ATP binding
Source: RefSeq, a predicted model, not a curated record